Messenger RNA from Bacidia gigantensis, 1389 nucleotides. RefSeq lists its product as uncharacterized. Bases 1 to 1389 code for a protein of 462 amino acids. Lineage: Eukaryota; Fungi; Ascomycota; Lecanoromycetes; Lecanorales; Ramalinaceae. The record is from RefSeq and is a predicted model, not a curated record. The transcript has a single exon.
AUGACGGAAGUUCUCAGUCAGCUCAAGGCAUUUGAGGCCUCUAGAGACAAUCUCAUCGUCCGCACGGAGUCUGUCGAAUCCGACUCUGAAGACGAUGUAAUCCGACCAGCGAAUGACAUUGUGCAAUUCUAUGAGCACCAUGUUCGAAUCAUCACAAAACUUAUCCGCCACGAUCAAGCUCUUGACACCAAGAACAAAUCGCUCCGCGACGAGAACUCAGAUCUGACCAAUCGCAAUAAGGAAUUGGCAAAUAAACUGGAGGAUUCCGAAUUGAAAUAUAAAGAGCUCGAAUUCAAGUACCAGAAGGCAUUGAACGAUUUGAAGAAGAAGGGGGAUGAGCUUAAGAAAGAGGAACUUGCUCAUAAGAAAGACCUUGAGACCUUGGAAGAAGUCCGGAAAGCUCUCAAAGAUGAAAAGGAACACCAUAAGGCAACGAAGCAUGCCCUUGAAGAAGAAAAGCGAAAGCAUAAGGAAGAUGUGGAGACUUUGAAGAGAGUCCAGAACGCCCUAAACGAAGAGAAAGAACAUCAUCAGAAAACUAAAAAUGCUCUCGAAUUAGAAAAGCGAAAGCACAAGGCUGUCCAAAAAGCUCUCGAUGAUGAAAAGGAGCGCCAUAAGGCAACUAAGCAUGCCCUCGAAGAAGAAGAGCGAAAGCAUAAGGAUGACAUUGAGACCUUGAAGGCAGUGCAGAAAAGACUCAUCGAAGAAGAACAGUACCGUAAACAGGUUGAAGAAGAACUUCGAAAGGAGAGAGAGGCACAUGAGAAAGACCUCGAAACGUUGAGGAAAGUCCAGAAGGCCCUCGAAGAAGAAAAGAUCUACCACCAGCAAACCAGGGACCAACUCUCCGAACUCCAAGAGAAAAUCGCCCCCCUCGAAUGCAAGAUCAAAGACCUCGAGGACGAACUCAAAGACGCCCGCCAAAACUACCAAGACGCCUCCAAGCGCGCCGACAAGAACCGCACCCUCCUCGACGAGGCGCACCAAGCCCUCCAUGACGCCGAAGAGCGCGCACGCCGCCAAACCCAACGCGCCUGCGAACUCAAAGAUAAGAACGACCAACUCCAGAAAGAAAUCAACGACCUCCACCGAAAGAUCGAGGAACUCCACAACCGCAAGAAAUGGGUGCCGAAGCCAGGCCACACGCUCGGUAAUGUCUACAUUGACGCGAUCAUGUAUGGUGGGAAGGUGUUUGAUGAUAAGAAGACAGUGGAUACGUUCCUGCAUCUUUUGAAGGAUAAGGCGACAUUUGAUGUGCAUAAUCGGUUAUUCAAGGAGGAUCCGUGGCCUUUGCAGGAGAAGAGCUUGACGGUUGUUUUUAGUGUUGAUGGGAAGGGGUUUCAGUAUUUGAAUGGGAAGGAGUGGGAGAAGGUGAAGUUUUCGUGGUGA